Salvia hispanica is the source of this 3405-nucleotide messenger RNA. RefSeq lists its product as uncharacterized. NCBI's taxonomy places the organism in Eukaryota, Viridiplantae, Streptophyta, Magnoliopsida, Lamiales, Lamiaceae. Gene Ontology annotation, biological process: protein phosphorylation. Gene Ontology annotation, molecular function: receptor serine/threonine kinase binding; protein kinase activity; ATP binding. The record is from RefSeq and is a predicted model, not a curated record.
AUCAAAUAUGGAACCACCUUUUAGCAAUGAAUGGAAAAUCAUUCCAAGAUUGCAUUUUUGCUAGAAGAAGCUCAAGAAACAUCACCAUGCCAAGCAAAGCAUUCACCUUAUUCCAACUGAUACUUGUAACAUUUCCAACCAUUUCAGCUUUGAACCAAGAAGGCCUGUCUCUUCUAACAUGGCUUUCGACUUUCAACUCCUCGUCCUCAGCCGGCUUCUUCUCUUCGUGGAAACACACUGAUCAGACUCCAUGCAGCUGGGAGUUCAUCAAAUGCACAGAUCAUGAAUUUGUCUCAGAAAUCACUAUCACAUCCAUCCAUCUCCCCACCACAUUCCCUACUUUCGUGUUCUCCUUUGCGUUCCUUCGUGUUCUUGUCCUCUCAAACACAAAUCUAACUGGUGUAAUCCCUUCUUCUGUGGGAAACUGCUCCUCCCUCAUCACUUUAGACCUCAGUUUCAAUAGCCUCACAAAGAGUAUACCACAAGAGAUAGGAAAACUAGCAUUUCUGCAGCAACUAUCUCUGAGUUCCAACUACAUAGAGGGACAGAUUCCAAAAGAGAUAGGAAACUGCAGCAAUCUCCAGCAGCUUGAACUCUUUGACAACCGGCUCUAUGGCAACAUCCCAAAAGAAAUAGGCCAGUUGACAGUUCUUGAAGUCUUUAGAGCAGGUGGAAGCCUCAUUGAUGGAGAGAUUCCACCUCAGGUAUCAAACUGCACAAGGCUAACCUUUUUAGGCCUUGCAGAUACCUCAAUAACUGGCCGGAUCCCGGCUACUUUAGGCGCGCUGAUGGAUCUCAAGACGCUUUCGAUAUACACUGCAAACCUGACUGGCUCCAUCCCACCAGAGUUGGGUAACUGCUCCAGUCUUGAGAACUUGUUUGUGUAUCAAAACCAACUUUCUGGUGAAAUCCCAACAGAAAUUGGGAGGUUGAAGGAUCUAAAGAGAUUGCUUUUGUGGGAGAAUCAUCUCAUAGGAAAAAUCCCUCAAGAUCUUGGAAACUGCUCAUGUUUGACACUGAUUGAUCUCUCAAUGAAUAUUCUGUCUGAAGGAAUCCCUCCAUCUCUUCAAAAACUAGCCAAGUUGGAGGGGCUGCUUUUGUCGGAUAACCACUUCAACGGUGCAAUACCAGACUAUAUAGGCAAUCUGUCUAGCUUAAAACAGCUUGAAGUUGACAACAACAACAUUUCUGGAGGGAUUCCAUCUACCAUUGGUGAACUGAGAGAACUCACUCUAUUUUUUGCAUGGCAGAAUCAUCUCAAAGGAGAUAUACCGGUAGAGCUAUCGAAUUGCAAGAAACUUCAAGAUCUAGACCUGUCUUAUAACCACCUCACUGGGACAGUUCCAAGACAGCUUUUCAAUCUCAAGAAUCUAACUAAGCUCCUGCUGAUUUCAAAUCAACUUUCUGGUAAAAUCCCAGCUGAUAUUGGCAACUGCAGCAGCCUAAUCAGGCUACGCCUCGGAUCAAACAUGCUGGAAGGAGACAUACCCUCGGAGAUAAGGAUGCUUGAGAGUCUUAGGUUCCUUGAGCUGUCUGAAAACAGGUUUUCCGGGAAAAUCCCUCCUGAUUUAGGCAGCUGCAAAGAGCUGGAGCUGCUUGAUCUCCACGGAAACAAGCUUCAAGGGGAGAUCCCUCUGUCUUUCGUAUCUCUUCAUGAACUGAACGUCUUGGAUCUCUCCAUGAAUGAGAUAUCAGGAAACAUCCCUACAAGCAUAGGCAACCUCUCAUCGUUGAACAAACUUGUGCUGAGUGGAAACCAAAUCUCGGGCUCUAUUCCUCGUUCGCUAGGCCUAUGUAUGGGCUUGCAGUUACUUGAUCUUAGCAGGAACCGACUUAGUAGCUUCAUCCCUGAUGAGAUUGGUCAUCUCCAGGAAAUGGACAUACUCUUGAAUUUGAGUAUGAACUCCCUAAGAGGAGCCAUCCCGGAAAGCUUUUCGAACUUUUCAAAGCUUGCCAACAUGGAUAUAUCUCAUAACAUGCUGGAAGGAAGCCUGCAAGUCCUCAGCAACAUGGACAAUCUUGUUUCCUUGAAUGUUUCAUACAACAACUUUUCAGGUCAAGUUCCAAAUUCUAAAUUCUUCCAGAACCUUCCUUAUGAUUCAUUUGCUGGUAACAACAACCUAUGUUUUGUCAAGACCAACUGCUUUCCUAGUAAAGACAGCCGCCACGCAAAGAGAUAUGUUAGGAAUCUGACCAUCCUCAGUGUCUCCAUUUUCAUCAUAGUUCUGAUGAUGGCAACAAUGUAUUACUACAACAGAACCCGAGCUUCUAAUGACGACGAAGAAAAGGGACUUCAAUGGGAAUUCACCCCUUUCCAAAAGGUCAGCUUCUCAGUUGAAGAGGUUGUGACACAACUCAGAGAUGCAAACAUUGUGGGAAAAGGCUGCUCGGGGAUUGUCUACCGCGUUGAGACUCACACGAGGGAGCUGAUUGCAGUGAAGAGACUGUGGCCAAAGACAGCAGAUGAGAUUCAUCAAAGGGACUCAUUUUCUGCAGAAGUCACAGCGCUAGGAUCAAUAAGGCAUAAGAACAUAGUAAGGCUUCUAGGGUGCUGUGACAAUGGGAAAACAAGACUGCUCUUGUUUGAUUACAUUAGUAAUGGGAGUUUGGCAGGAUUGCUUCAUGAGAAUAAAACAUUUCUUAAUUGGAAUGCAAGGUAUAAUAUCAUCAUUGGAGCUGCACAAGGGCUGGCUUAUCUACACCAUGAUUGUAGCCCUCCAAUUGUUCACAGAGAUAUCAAGACCAACAACAUCUUGGUAGGUCCUAUGUUUGAGGCUUUUCUUGCAGAUUUUGGUCUAGCAAAGCUAGUGGAUGAUUCUUCAACAGAUUCAGGUGUUGUGGCAGGAUCCUAUGGUUACAUAGCUCCCGAAUAUGGAUACAGCUUGAAGAUAACAGAAAAGAGCGAUGUGUACAGCUACGGCAUUGUGCUGCUAGAGGUGGUGACGGGGAUGGAGCCGAUGGAUGCCCGAAUACCGGAGGGGAGGCACAUUGUGACAUGGGUUUAUGAAGAGCUCCGAAGUAGAGUCGGAGAUUUUGCAUCCAUUGGUGAUGAGCAGCUGCUGCUGAAUUCGAGCACACAAACAGAAGAGAUGGUGCAAGUGGUAGGGAUAGCUUUGCUGUGUGUGAACGCUUGUCCCGAUGAAAGGCCUACGAUGAGGGAUGUGGUGACGCUGCUGGAAGGGAUCAGGCACCAAAAUGAGGAGUCUGAGAAAGCAGCAGCUCAAUGUUCCAGUUUUUCUAGGUCGUCUGAGCCGCUUAUUGUAUCGCCUCUUCAUUCGCACUAGAUUUUUUAUUGGAUGACUGAUCGAUUUCUAGAUUUCAUAGAUCGAUUUCUAGAUUUCAUCGUAAACUAGUUUGAUUUUUCACAUAAAUUAUACGUAUAUUGCACUAUAUUUAUUUUCUUGA